UUUCAAACCUAAGUGUUUUGUCCUUGCAUUUCAGGGCCUACCCGAGGUGAUUGGGUCCCAGCAUCUCAACAGACAGACGGACAUUCUCCUUAUCUUCAAAAUCCUUAAACAAUACCCGACUGGGAAUCGGACUCAGGUCUACAGUGUGCAUGGAUGCGUGUGAAGUGUGAGUGACGUGCAAGAUGUCUUCACGACCGCCAAGUUACGAAGAGGCUGUGCUCUAUCCAGUGGAGGUUCGCCCAGACAACUCUUCUCAGCAGCAACAGCAGCAUCACCAUCAUCAACAUUCAGGCCAACGGCCUGAGCAGCAGCAUCGACAGCAACAGCCAUGCCAAAAUCCUAGAGACGAUCACUCUCACUUUUCUCCGCUAGCCCCAGCUGUUCUGAACGCGAUACCCCCCAGCAUUCCUCACGCCGGCACUGCCAGCUGUCCCUAUACGACACCAUCCUCCUCCUCGUCACCACCUGACCACUCUGGACAAACGUUUGAGCAUUUAGAGGUCACCCGGCGGCCUCCAGGCCUGACGUCCACGCUAGACACGCCCUCUAUCGUCAUCCACAGCGCCCACUCCACGCCGGGUGAGGAUUUCUCUACAGUGGAUGACAUGUUUCCAGAACAAGAAAAUAAUAGUCAGCCGCAGGAGCCCGAGCCUUCAGGACAUAACAACACGGGGAUCAUCUUAGACGGGCACCACACAGACGACACCGCACGUGCUUUUCAGUGUCCUAACCCUCAUCAGACAUCGGUUAUUGGGGAGAACGGCUCGCUGACUUCGGAGCUUCAACAGACAUGGGCUACUGGUGGGUGUUCCACCACUGUUCCUCAACUUGUUGAAAACCCCCAGACAUCAUCGGAUCGAUUGAAAGAUAUUCCGCAACAGCGUGAAGAUCCCAUAAUCCCCGAGCCAAACGCAACUGAUGCAUCGCGUGUAGUUAGUACUAAUGAAGUAGCUAAUGCAAAUGAACGAGUUAGGGCUUAUAAAGUAAAUGGGAACACUCCAGGGUUAAGAUACCAUAAUACCGCUAAUGGGGCUAACACUACAGUCGUCGAAGUUGACAACAGUAUUUUAUCUGACGGUAGAGACAGGGAUGAGACACGCAUUGAGAUGGAUGAAGACAUAUCUAUUCCUGGAGCAAAUAGUUCAAGAAAAGGAAACAACAGUUCGUGCACACAGCAGCAGGGCGCCGCCUCUGUUGACACAGAUGUUUGUGAUUCUCUUCCUUCUGACAAGCUGCUAAGUGAAUCUCGUACAGGGGUUAUCAUUGGGGCUCCCUCUACCGGCGCGAGUGGUUAUGACCAUCAAGGCUACAACAACACCCAAGGGCCUUCCGCCCGGCCUAAGACUAACCUGGGGGCGGGGCUUGGUGGAGGCGGUGGGCUGAUACCAUCUACUCACAAAAUGUCAAGAUCGUACAAUGAUCUUUCCUCGAGAUCUAAAGGUGGAUGCCGACACGACCUAAUCUAUAUGGAAAGGGUACAUGGUAACUCUCCUGCCUGCGCAGUUCACAGUAACUCGAGGGAAACAAUUCCUUUUCAUCCCAACUUCCAUCACCUCCAUCACAACCACAACUAUCACCAACAACAGCAACAACCUCACUACAAGCGAUCAGCCAACAACCUCGGAAGAAGCGGCAGAUGCGAGGAGGAUUCAGAUCACUACCACAACAACCCGCAUCAGUCUCAGAAGCAGCACCUACUGCCCGAAUCUAGAACCUUCCACGGGAGCCGUGGCAUGCGCAGUGUGAGCGCUGACGACGUGCGCGUGCGCAGUGGCACGGAUGAGUACGUAUGGAAAGACGGAAAAGUGCAGUUGAAGAACGGAGGUAUAAGUCACGGGGAGAGCGUGAGGUACGUGUGGAAGGACGGACACGUAGAAAAGAUCACAACAGACGCUAAUAAUGAAGACACACAGGUAGAGGUUUUGGAAACUUCUGACGGGAAGGCCUGCAGUAAGAUCAACCCCGUGUUUGUUUGUGUGUUCCUUAUUGGAGUCAUCGCUGUCGUCAUCAUCUUACCCGUGUACUACGCCAGUUAAAGGAGAGAGAGAGAGAGAGAGAGAGAGAGAGAGAGAGAGAGAGAGAGAGAGAGAGAGAGAGAGAGAGAGAGUAGACAAAGAGAUAUAUAAAUCGUGUGCUGUGUUCUUUUACAUUCUAUAUAAUAGAUUCUGACGAUGUUGUAAACUGA
Aplysia californica (California sea hare) is the source of this 2185-nucleotide messenger RNA. Its product is annotated as transcription factor MYB120. NCBI's taxonomy places the organism in Eukaryota, Metazoa, Mollusca, Gastropoda, Aplysiida, Aplysiidae. The record is from RefSeq and is a predicted model, not a curated record. The transcript is spliced from 4 exons. The coding region runs from base 183 to 2036 and encodes 617 amino acids.